UAGAGUCCAAGGCUAGAAGGGACCUUGCUGAUCAGCAAGUCUGACAUCCUGUGUCACACAGGCCAUGGGACUUCCCUGAAUCAGUUCCUGUUGGAUCUACAGCCCAUCUUUUGGUUUCAGUAUUUCCAGUGAUGGAGAAUCCCCCACAGCUCUAGGUAAAUUGUCCCAAUGGUUAAUUACUCUCACUCUUAAACAUUUGCACUUUAUUUCCGGUCUGAAUAUGUCUCGUUUCAACUUCCCAGCUGUUGGCUCCUGUUAGAUUUUUGUCUGCUAGACUGAAGAGCCCGUGAUCAAAUAGCUUGUUCCCCAGGAAGGUACUUACAGACGGUGAGAAAAGUCAUCCCUUAAACUUCUCUCUAAACACAUGGAGCUCUGUCACUGUAAGGCAGGUUUUCCAGCCCUUUCAUCAGUCUCAUGGGUCUUCUCUGAACCCUCUCCAGUUUAAACUGAUCCAAUUUCUCAUGCAGGUUUGGCUACUAGAAGGAGGUUUUCAUUCUCUCCCUUCCUUUCCUGGCUCCGUUCCCCAUCUCCUUUCCUCCUUUCUCGUUCCCCUGCUUUGUGCCCGCUCUCCAUUCCUCCUACAGGUUUUACUGGGACCUCAUCAUGCUGCUGCUGAUGGUGGGGAACCUGAUCAUCCUGCCCGUAGGCAUCACCUUUUUCAAGGAUGAGAACACACCACCUUGGAUUGUCUUCAACGUGCUCUCGGACACCUUCUUCCUGGCCGACCUGGUGUUGAACUUCCGCACGGGCAUCGUGGUGGAGGACAACACGGAGAUCAUCCUGGACCCGCACACCAUCAAGAUGAAGUACCUGAAGAGCUGGUUCCUGGUCGAUUUCAUCUCCUCCAUCCCCGUGGAUUACAUCUUCCUCAUCGUCGACCUGGAGACUCAGGUGGAAUCCGACGUCUACAAGACAGCGCGGGCCCUGCGCAUCGUGCGCUUCACCAAGAUCCUCAGCCUGCUACGCCUCCUGCGCCUGUCCCGCCUCAUCCGCUACAUUCACCAGUGGGAGGAGAUUUUCCACAUGACCUACGACCUGGCCAGCGCCGUGGUGCGGAUCGUUAACCUCAUUGGCAUGAUGCUGCUGCUGUGCCACUGGGACGGCUGCCUGCAGUUCCUGGUGCCCAUGCUGCAGGAUUUUCCUGAGGACUGCUGGGUCUCCAUCAAUCACAUGGUGAACGACUCCUGGGGGAAGCAGUACUCCCAUGCCUUGUUUAAGGCCAUGAGCCACAUGCUCUGCAUUGGGUACGGCCAGCAAGCUCCGGAGGGGAUGACCGACGUCUGGCUCACCAUGCUCAGCAUGAUUGUGGGUGCCACCUGCUACGCCAUGUUCAUUGGCCACGCCACUGCCCUCAUCCAGUCGCUGGACUCCUCCCGCCGGCAGUACCAGGAGAAGUACAAACAGGUGGAGCAGUACAUGUCGUUCCACAAGCUGCCUGGGGACACGCGCCAGCGGAUCCAUGAGUACUAUGAGCACCGCUACCAGGGCAAGAUGUUUGAUGAGGAGAACAUCCUGGGGGAGCUGAGUGAGCCUCUCAAAGAGGAAAUCAUCAACUUUAACUGCCGGAACCUGGUGGCCAACAUGCCGCUGUUCGCCAGCGCCGACCCCAACUUUGUGACGGCCACGCUGACCAAGCUGCGCUUCGAGGUCUUCCAGCCUGGGGACUUCAUCAUCCGCGAGGGCACCGUGGGCAAGAAGAUGUACUUCAUCCAGCACGGCGUGGUCAGCAUCCUCACCAAGGGCAACAAGGAGACCAAGCUGUCCGACGGCUCCUACUUCGGGGAGAUCUGCCUGCUGACGCGGGGGAGGCGCACGGCCAGCGUCCGGGCCGACACCUACUGCCGCCUCUACUCGCUCUCGGUGGAUAACUUCAACGAGGUGCUGGAGGAGCACCCCAUGAUGCGUAGGGCCUUCGAGACCGUGGCCAUGGACCGCCUGGACCGCAUCGGUGAGGGAGCGCCCGCCCCAGGUAAGAAGAACUCCAUCCUCCUGCGCAAGCGAGCAGAGCACAGCUCGGGGGCCAUGAACAACGAGAUGAUCCAGCAGAUCGUCAAGCACGACCGGGACAUGGCCCACAACAUCCAGGACCUGCAGCAGAUGGCGGUGGGCCGGGAGCUGAGUGGCAAGCCAGUGAUCUGGGAGCCCCUGGUGCAUGCGCCACUGCAAACGGCAGCUGCCACCACCAACGUGGCCAUUGCCUUGACUCACCAGCAGAGCCUGCAGGCCCACAUCUUCCUGCCACCCUCCUCCAUCUCCAGCCCACUCUCACCUGAGGCCACCCUGCUCACCAGGCAAGUGCGCAGGUCCCAGCCCAGCCUGGGGGGCUCCCGGCCCUCCUCGGUGAGCUCCCAGUCCGGCGUACAGUCCCACCUGCAGACGCCUGCGGCCAACUCCCCUUCAUCCCCCAUGGUCCAGUCCCAGUCGCCUCUGGAAAGUGGGGGUCAGAAAGCUGGCCACGUGGGACUGCCCCAGCCAAGGCUGGUGCAGAAGGGAGAGCCCCUGGCAAUAGCAAAGCAGCCCCAGACGGGCUCCCAACCCCAGCUCUCCAAGUCCCGAGGCACCUCAGUUUCCACGUCACUUCUCCAGCAGCCAGCAGGGGCUCCGUCCCCCAGCUCUGAGCAGGCGCUCCCAGCAGGGAGAACUCUCCACUACAGCCUGUCCCGAGCCACCGGCUCCCACAUCUCUCUGCUGAUGCAGCCGCAGCAGCUGGUGAAGCACAGAAGCAUCCAGGGCCUACCCAUCGGGAGGCUCACCCAGGACGUCCGGCUCCUGUCAGCAUCUCAGCCAUCCCUGCCCAAUAAAGUCGCCCAGCAAGUGGACGGGAGCUCCUCCCAUCAGGGCAGAAAGUCAGCGGGGAACCUGACUCACAGGUCAUCUCCCUCGGUAGCUGGACUCCUCACCAAGCCACCUCCUGGGGUUCCAGGCCAGCCAGCACACCCGCAGCAGAUGCCUUCAGGAUCUUUGGUCCAAUCCAGCCGGCCCGUGAGCGGAGCGUCCACCCCGCAGUCUCCCGUCUCCAUGCCCAGGCAUGCGGCAGGCCCCUCCCGCAAGGGCUCCGUGGCAUUCAGCCCUGAGGUGGAAAGUGGGAAGCCCAAACUCCCGUCCAACAUAUGAGAGCCCAGGGCUGGGUCCAAGCAUGGGGGGGAGAGGAGUGGGCUCGCUGGAGAGCCGUGCUCCUGGGGCUGUUUGACAUGGGGUGGGGGCAGGGAGAAAGGGGGACAGCCUCCCCCAAGGCCCCCACCCAGGGCUGAGGCUGAGUGGGCAAGGAGAGGAGAUGGCCAGGGGUGACCACCUACCGCAGACACUGACUCUGCCAGAGUCAUGUGCCUGGCUGCAGGGCAGGCUCUGCCCAGGGGUCGCUCUGGGAUUCUCCUGACUCCACUGAGGACAGGAAGCCACUAGAAGGCUGCCCCCAUCUGCACCGCAGAGCAAGGGGGCAGCAGGGCUGUGGGCUGGGCUGACUCCAUCAGUGCCCUCUGCCUCUCCCUGGGAACACCAACCUUGCAAUGGGACCCUGCCGCUACUCUGUCCCCUUGCCAUGGGGCCCUGCCCUAUUCCUCACUCCACCCACUCCCAAUGGGCCCAGCCCCUGCCCUGCAGGGCAUAGGCCCCACCGUGGUGAGCAGCGUCAGGAAGGCACUCGGCGGCUCCUCCCACUCAUGUUUCUCCAUUAGGAAAUUCUCCCAGCCCCCCCCACCUUGCCCAUCCCUCAGCUGCAUCCCCACAAUGGCCUGG
Terrapene triunguis (Three-toed box turtle) is the source of this 3735-nucleotide messenger RNA. It is a transcript of the gene HCN3, whose product is annotated as hyperpolarization activated cyclic nucleotide gated potassium channel 3. NCBI's taxonomy places the organism in Eukaryota, Metazoa, Chordata, Testudines, Emydidae. Bases 604 to 3114 code for a protein of 836 amino acids. Gene Ontology annotation, biological process: potassium ion transport; transmembrane transport. The transcript is spliced from 7 exons. The record is from RefSeq and is a predicted model, not a curated record. Gene Ontology annotation, cellular component: membrane. Gene Ontology annotation, molecular function: voltage-gated potassium channel activity.